This is a messenger RNA of Labrus bergylta (ballan wrasse), 561 nucleotides long. It is a transcript of the gene mrpl42, whose product is annotated as mitochondrial ribosomal protein L42. Gene Ontology annotation, cellular component: mitochondrial large ribosomal subunit. The record is from RefSeq and is a predicted model, not a curated record. NCBI's taxonomy places the organism in Eukaryota, Metazoa, Chordata, Actinopteri, Labriformes, Labridae.
CACGGAAAUAUAAUAGUGAUGCACACCCUCCAAUAACUGAAAUGAGCAUGGCGGCGGGUCAUCUUUGUAAGCUACACUGUAUAGUAACGCGACUUUCCAACGCUAACACUGUACGACUUGCACAAACAUGUUUGGUGCCAAUGCGACACAAGUCCAGUAUCAGUGGUCCUUCACUUGAAAGUCCUAACUGUAAUGUGGAACUUGGCGUGACUUCAGACGGAAAAACCAUAGUAUGCUACCAUCCCCCUGUGGACAUUCCCUAUGAACUGACCCAGCCUAUACAGCGGCCAGACCCCCUGACCAACCCGGCUGAGACCCACGACCAGGUCUUAAUGGCUAGUCUCAGCAUGGAGAUUCUGAAGGAUAAGAAGGGUCCCACCAUAGAGGAGCUGAGCAAGAUGUUUUUCACCACCAAACACCGCUGGUAUCCUGUAGGACAGUACCACAUGAGACGCAGGAAGAAGGAUCCCCCCAAGGACAGAUAAUUCAAUUCACAAAACUUCAUAUGAUUUGUGUUUGUGUUCUUGUCACAAUAAUGUAUAAUAAACUGUUAAAUAUAAA